CAGUUUUUUGUACUAUUGCAUCAUCAAUAAACGUGCAAGUACCACCGAACCCGGAACAGAUCCUUGACUCUUUGGCAAGCAAUAUCAAGGAAUUCCGGUACGAGAUCGAGAGUGCAUGAGAGGUACGUAAGCUUCAUUUUACCAAAGUUUCCCAAGCAUUUUAGUUUCGCACAGACAGUUGACAAGCUCAAGAGCUUGUUUGGAGCGAAAGAGUCGGUUAUCAGUCGUCGAUACCGAUGUCUGCAAAUCGCGAAGAAUCCUACUGAGGAUCAUGUGGCGUUCGCGUGUAGGGUAAACAAGGCUUGCGUAGAAUUUGAACUGGGAAAGCUCACGGAAGAACAGUUCAAAUGCUUAGUAUACGUGUGUUGUCUAAAAUCGGAGAAUGACGUCGAGAUUCGUACCCGUCUCCUUACAAAAAUUGAGGACAAUGACGACGUUACAUUGGAGCAGCUCUCCGAGGAAUGUCAGCGUCUGUACAACCUCAAACACGACAGUGCGAUGAUAGAGUCUGCGGCACCAUACAACCAAGUGCAAGCGAUACAGAAGUUUGGUGGGAAGCGAUUAGGCGAGCGUGACCGAGAGUCACCACAACUGUCUUCGAGUGCUACCGGAAGGAAGCCAAGUUAUCCUUGUUGGCUUUGCGGUGCAUUACAUUUUGUCCGAGACUGUAGUUACGACAACCAUAAGUGCUCCGAUUGCGGCCAAGUCGGACAUCGUGAAGGAUACUGCGACAGUGCAAAGUCUCGGAAACCUGGAAGUAGACGUAAGAAGCGAGACAUCUCAGCCAAAGUGGUGGUGGUCGACGUAUGUAGCGUGGAUCAGCGACGCAGAUUUGUAUCUGUUGCCCUAUCUGGAACGGAUAUUCGACUGCAACUUGACACUGCAUCGGACAUCACCGUCAUCAGCAGGGAGAGUUGGCAGAAACUCGGUAGUCCUGCGCUUUUACCAGCAACAGUCAAAGCGAAGACAGCAUCUGGUAACAUUUUGUCACUCGAUGGGGAAUUCGAGUGUGACGUCACAAUCGGAGAAAGUACACGACGUGAUCUGAUCCGUGUUACCGAGAAACAACUACAUCUGCUCGGCUCCGAUUUGGUCGAGAGUUUCAACCUUUGGUCCGUGCCCAUGGACACCUUCUGUUGUCACGUGUCAGGCUCUCCUGCGGCACCCGCUGCACUACAGUCGAUUUUCCCAAACGUGUUCACCGAUCAGCUCGGUUUGUGCAGCAAAACUAAAGUGAAGUUGGAACUGAAAAAAAGUGUUCGACCCGUCUUCUGCCCUAAGCGCCCGGUUGCGUACGCGAUGUAUGAUGCCGUUGACCAGGAACUCGAUCGACUGGAAAAUUUGAAUAUCAUCACCCCAGUCGAAUAUUCGGAGUGGGCUGCUCCGAUCGUUGUCGUCCGUAAAGCCAAUGGAUCCAUUCUAAUUUGUGGAGACUAUUCCACGGGGCUUAAUGCUGCGCUCCAACCAAAUCAGUAUCCACUUCCCCUACCGGACGAUAUCUUCACCAAGCUGACUAACUGUAAGGUGUUCAGCCAGUUCGAUUUGUCCGACGCUUUCUUGCAGGUGGAAGUCGACGAACAGUACCGUAAGUUGCUAACCAUCAAUACGCAUCGUGGCCUCUACUCCUACAACCGCCUCCCGCCGGGUGUGAAGAUCGCACCAGGUGCCUUCCAGCAGCUCAUCGAUACAAUGCUAGCCGGCCUGCAGUGCACGUGUGGCUACCUCGAUGACGUCAUCGUCGGCGGAAAAACUGAAGAAGACCACGAUCGCAAUUUGCGGGCUGUUCUAAAACGAAUUCAGGAUUUCGGGUUCACCAUUCGAGUCGAUAAAUGCACCUUCCGCAAGCAGCAAGUGCAGUACGUGGGUCAUAUUGUCGACAGUCGCGGACUACGUCCAGAUCCUGCCAAAAUCGAAGUGAUAUCCAAGCUGCCGCCUCCAACCGAUAUAUCCGGUGUACGAUCAUUUUUGGGGGCUAUCAACUACUACGGCAAGUUUGUUCCCAAUAUGUGCAAGUUACGAUAUCCGCUGGACAACCUUCUCAAGGACGAUGCGAAGUUCCAGUGGACUGAUGAGUGCCAGAGAGCGUUCGAGCACUUCAAACAAAUACUCUCCUCGGAUCUACUUCUCACACAUUAUGGUCCGAAGCGGGAGAUCAUUGUCUCUGCCGACGCUUCUUCCGUUGGGCUCGGGGCAACGAUUAGCCACAAGUUCCCCGACGGCACAAUCAAAGUCGUCCAACAUGCUUCCAGAGCACUCACAAAAGCUGAACAAGGCUACAGCCAACCGGAUCGUGAAGGUUUAGCUAUCGUCUUCGCCGUCACAAAGUUUCACAAAAUGCUCUUCGGACGGCACUUUCGUUUGAAAACCGACCACCAGCCUCUGCUCCGUAUCUUUGGUUCUAAAAAGGGAAUACCGGUCUACACAGCCAACUGCCUCCAACGAUUUGCGCUCAAUCUACUGCUCUACGAUUUUGACAUCGAGUACGUGCCCACCCACAAGUUCGGUGACGCAGACUUACUCUCGAGGUUGAUCAACCAGCACGUCAAACCCGAUGAGGACUAUAUCAUCGCUAGCAUCAACCUGGAAGAGGACCUCAGGUCGGUAGUAUCUCAUACAGUUAAAGUUUUGCCUCUCAAUUUCAGAGCCGUCGCACAAAGCACCCAAGCAGACCCACUGCUCCGAAAAGUCAACCAUCACAUUCAGCACAGUUGGCCGCAAUCUGAACAUUCAGAAUCCGACAUCCAGCGAUUCCAAGCCAGACAGGAAUCACUCUCCGUGGUAGAUGCGUGCAUCAUGUUUGCCGAACGGCUCGUCAUCUCGUCGCUCCAUCGCAAGCGAUGCCUCGAACAGCUCCAUUGUGGCCAUCCUGGUAUGCAGCGUAUGAAGGCCCUCGCUCGAAGCUACGUGUAUUGGCCCAGUUUGGAUGCUGACAUCGUCAACUUCGUCAAGGCAUGCCAACACUGUGCGGCCGUAGCCAGGUCACCUCCUCACUCUUCACCGGUGCCGUGGCCCAAGCAGAUCGCUCCGUGGCAGCGCGUCCACGUGGAUUAUGCUGGUCCAAUCGAAGGCGAAUAUUACCUGAUCGCCGUCGACUCCUUCUCCAAGUGGCCAGAAAUCAUCCAAACGUCCCGUAUAACCUCGGCGGCAACCAUCAGCAUUCUCGGUAGGUUGUUUGCUCGGUUGGGUAUGCCUGUUACACUAGUCAGCGACAACGGAACCCAAUUCACGAGCGCUGAAUUCGCAGAUUUCUGCGCCUCAAACGGCAUCGAACACCUCACAACUGCUCCGUUUCAUCCACAAUCAAAUGGCCAAGCUGAACGAUUUUUUGACACGUUCAAAAGGGCUGUUACAAAAAUUCGAGAGGGGAGAGGAUCGAUACAGCAAGCGAUAGACAUAUUCCUGUUAACGUACCGAAGUACACCCAACCGGGCACUGCCAGACCAAAAGUCGCCGUCCGAGGUCAUGUUUGGUCGCAAAAUACGCACCUGUCUCGAGCUGCUACGUCCCCCAACGGUACGAACUCCAGUGGCACCGUCAGACGACCACACAAAACCGAGGUUCUUCAGCCGGAACGAUUCGGUUUACGCUAAGCUUUAUGGCCGUAACGGUUGGAAGUGGGCUCCUGGAACAAUAAUCGAAAAAAUAGGAGACGUGAUGUAUAACGUAUGGGUCGAUGAUCGCCGAAUGCUGCGUUCCCAUAUCAACCAACUCCGGAGUCGCCUAGCUGUUGACUCGAUACCAAAGCAACCUGUCAAUCAAGCCACCUCUCGUCAGUAUUCGUUACCGCUCGACAUCCUGUUGGGUGCCUGGAAUCUACCAAAUCAAUCUUCUGGCACGCCAGCACCGUCCCUUGUUGCGAGCGGAUCUGAAUUAUCACCUGUCUCCAGUCCCGAGCAUACCUUGCUAGGUUCAGCGCCGGCGCUUGCGUCGUCUACACCACAGCAGGAAGUCUCGGCUUUCCCAUCAACGUCAUCGACAUCAACAACAUCAACAUCAACCGAAUUCGAAUCCGCCAUCGAAGUCGAAUCCGUGGUAAAUCUACCUAGACGUUCUUCACGAACCCGAAGACCGCCGAAUAGGUUUAAUCCGUAUCACCUUUAUUAAGAGGGGAGAUGUUGAGGACAACCCUAUCGCGGUGCAUUAAUUAGUACCCCGUUCAGCGCUAGGCUCUAACUCGGCAGCAUAGCUGUCAAUGUGUGAUGCCCGAUAAGCGCAUCAAUGAAAUGUUUUUGUGGUUGUCAGUUUCAUUUUGUUUACGUCCUGUAUAAAGUUGUACCGUGCUUUUAAUGUGUUCGAUAAAAUAUAGUUUGUUUUAAUUGUUAUCGUUCGCGUUUUAUUCCCCUGAUAUAGAGACGAUUCGUAAGCAAGUGUCGGGGAACUACACGGUACAAAAAAAAACAUUUAUUAAAUGUUCUCUCUAUAUGAAAACAUUUGUCAGCUUUUUAACUUAAUGUAGAAAAAAAUUUGAGCUCAUUCGAGAAGCUUUACGACAGUUUGCAGGAACUUUUUGCAAAGGAGUCGAAAAAAUUGAUGUUGGCAUAUUUUUAAUUUCUUUCUUAAUUUUGAUUAUCAUUUUUGUUAGUUUUAUGUCGAAAAUUAUGAGCAUUCACUCUCUGCUUCAUAUUAUCCCAGAAAAACCUCAUUUGGAUGCAGUUAUGGUACAUUUGGAGGGAUAUCAGCCUUUUGUACAAAACAUAUACCAAAACUUUUUUUUGGCAUAAUAGAUAAGUGCCAGAUUGGGCGUUGGCCGCCAUUUUGUUCACUUGGUAUCUCCUAGUGGGUCGAAAUUAGCACUGGAUAUUUGAAAUACGUGUGUCUAGAGUAUGACGUUUAGUAUGGUGCUUUGCGCAGGGUUGCAUUUUUGUUUUAAUGCUGGAAGCGUUGUCCAAAUUUCAUUCCGCAUACGUUAGUGUCCUUUUGACAUUAAAAAUGUCUUACUCCACUAUUUGGGGCUAGGGGUCAUUCUAAAAUCUAAACUAUCUCCCAUGUAACGAAACUAUGUAAGGUUUGCACGCUUAUAACUCCGAUAUUACUAGAUGGAUUUUAAUCAUGCAUACACCAACCGAUUCAGAAACACCUAACUUAAAUAUUGGUAAUAAUUUAAUAUCUCCCCAAUAAAAGUAGACUUUUGGAAAUUGGUAAAAUUAAAAAGUUCACGAAAAACGGGCAAAAUACCAUUCGUGAGGCAGAUUUCUCAGACACAGCCGUCAAAAGAGGGCAGCUUAGUUGCUCAAUGAAACACGAAAAGUCAUAAAUAGAAGCAACGCAUGUCCGUUUAAAUCAGUCGUUGCUCUUAUCCCACACGAGCAACGUCGUCUCCGGGCGAUGCAAUAAGCGCUA
Molecule: messenger RNA, 5340 nt
Organism: Topomyia yanbarensis
Lineage: Eukaryota; Metazoa; Arthropoda; Insecta; Diptera; Culicidae
Exons: 1
Coding region: 499-4104 (1201 amino acids)
Biological process (GO): DNA integration
Molecular function (GO): nucleic acid binding
Source: RefSeq, a predicted model, not a curated record